Messenger RNA from Cavia porcellus (domestic guinea pig), 3711 nucleotides. RefSeq names its product solute carrier family 16 member 9 (gene Slc16a9). Gene Ontology annotation, biological process: transmembrane transport. Gene Ontology annotation, molecular function: monocarboxylic acid transmembrane transporter activity. The record is from RefSeq and is a predicted model, not a curated record. The coding region runs from base 178 to 1707 and encodes 509 amino acids. The transcript has 6 exons. Gene Ontology annotation, cellular component: membrane. Lineage: Eukaryota; Metazoa; Chordata; Mammalia; Rodentia; Caviidae.
GCCCAAUACCGCGGCCCGGCCAGGCCGGGAUAAAUAGCGCGCGCGGCACUGAGGCCAGAGCGGCGCCGCGGUCGCCGGUCCAUCCGCCCGGCCCGCCCGGGCACCGCGCCCCGUGCUGCGCCCGGAGCCCCCGGCACGCAGGACCUACGGAGAACCCUGCCUUAACUUCACCUUACAAUGGAACAUAAAAAGUCACCUGACGGUGGAUGGGGCUGGGUGAUUGUGUUUGUCUCUUUCGUCACUCAGUUUUUGUGUUACGGUUCCCCGCUGGCCGUUGGAGUCUUAUACAUCGAGUGGCUGGAUGCCUUUGGUGAAGGGAAAGGAAAAACAGCCUGGGUCGGGUCCCUAGCAAGCGGAGUUGGCUUGCUUGCAAGUCCUGUCUGCAGUCUCUGUGUGUCAUCUUUUGGAGCGAGACCAGUCACUAUCUUCAGUGGCUUCAUGGUGGCUGGAGGCCUGAUGCUCAGCAGUUUUGCUCCCAAUAUCUACUUUCUGUUUUUUUCCUACGGUAUUAUUGUAGGUCUUGGAUGUGGUUUAUUGUACACUGCAACAGUAACCAUUACGUGCCAGUAUUUUGACACCCGCAGAGGUCUUGCACUCGGCCUGAUUUCAACAGGUUCAAGUGUUGGCCUCUUUAUCUAUGCUGCUCUCCAGAGGAUGCUGAUUGACUUCUAUGGACUGGAUGGGUGCCUGCUGAUUGUUGGUGCUUUAGCUUUAAAUAUAUUAGCCUGUGGCAGCCUGAUGAGACCGCUGCAGAUCUCUGACUGUCCUUUACCUGAAAAACCAGCUCCAGAAAAUGUACCAGACAGAUACUCCAUUUACAAUGAAAGAGAAAAGAGCCAGGAGGAGAGUAUAAACAUUCUGGAGAAGAACUGCAGUAAUGAGGCAAAAUGCAAAGGCGCAUUGGCCAAUGGUGACUGCAAACAGGAAAAUCUUCAUAAAAGCCCCACGACAAUCACACACACAAAAGAACCUGAAACCUACAGACAGAAAGUUGCAGAGCAGACAUAUUUUUGCAAACAGCUUGCCAAGAGGAAGUGGCAGUUGUAUAAAAAUUACUGUGGGGAAACUGUCUCUCUUUUUAAAAACAAAGUAUUUUCUGCGCUUUUUAUUGCUAUCUUACUCUUUGACAUUGGGGGGUUUCCACCUUCAUUACUUAUGGAAGACGUAGCAAGAAGUUCCAACGUGAAGGAAGAGGAGUUUAUUAUGCCUCUCAUUUCCAUUAUAGGAAUUAUGACAGCAGUUGGGAAACUCCUGUUAGGGAUUCUGGCUGACUUUAAGUGGAUUAACACCUUAUAUCUUUAUGUGGCUACCUUAAUAAGCAUGGGCCUGGCCUUGUGUGCAAUUCCAUUUGCCAAAAGUUAUGUCACAUUGGCAAUGCUUUCUGCAGUCAUUGGGUUUCUUACCGGUAACUGGUCCAUCUUCCCAUACGUGACCACCAAGACUGUGGGAAUUGAAAAAUUAGCUCACGCCUAUGGAAUAUUAAUGUUUUUUGCUGGACUUGGAAAUAGCCUUGGACCACCAAUUGUUGGUUGGUUUUACGACUGGACCCAGACCUACGACAUUGCGUUUUAUUUUAGUGGCUUCUGUGUCCUGCUAGGGGGUUUUAUUCUGCUGCUGGCAGCCUUGGCCCCCUGGGAUAUGUGUAAAAAACAACUACCUAAGCCAACACCAACAACUUUUUUGUACAAAGUUGCCUCUAAUGUUUAGAGGAAUAUUGGAAGACACUAUUUUUUCUGCCAUUCUUUUUUACCAUAUCACAAAAAAUAUUUUGAAAAAUUUCAAGCAAACUCUCUAUAGAAUCAAGACUUUUCUCAUAGCAGAAUUUGAUGGUGGCUGACUCUGAAUGCAUUUUUAAAAUUUUUAUAUAUCAUACUCUAUGUAUUCUAUGUGUAACUUUUAUCCCCUGUACCCCCUCCCCCAAGAAGUAGGACUAUUUUUUAUUGUGUUCAUUAGUUGUUAACAUUGUAAAACUUUCGACCAGCCUCUGAAGGCUUUCUCUGUGGAAGGUAUAGAUUUUCAGCCAUCUCCUUAGUUCCACCGCAAGGGGCCCAGUGUCUCUUCUAUGUUGAAGCUGAUGCAAGCCUCAUGAUGGGGUGUAUGUGAAGGCCAACAGGCAAUAAGUCACUCUGUGGUGGACCUUCCCCCCUUCUCGUCAACAGGCUCCAAGCCACUUUGUCAGGAAGUGAACGUAGUUAUAAAACAGCAUCAAGACUUGCAGCGGAGCAAAGUGAUUACAUAAAAACCUAUUUUAUAGUCAUCUGUUUGCAUUAUUUUAUUUUACUUGUCUUGCUUUAGCACCAUAUGGUGCCCGCUGCACAUGAACUGUUUCAGUUCCUAAGUCACUCUGUGGUAGUGUGUUUGCUGUGAUGCAGACACCCACCCAGCAAAGGCGUAGCCUUGCUCCGGGGUUGACCACAAGACCUUGGCUCACUUGUUUGUCAAUGUCCACUCAGCUGGUGCUUCCCAGAAAGUGCUGACUUUACCUGCUUCCAAGUAGGAAAUGGCAUUUUUCAACCAUUCCAUGUAGCAAAUGGGGCACUUCCAUUUGCUUUUGGCACAGUGGGGAUGAUUGCAAGUGCUUGCAUAUCUUUCUAUAAUGAGGUAUUUGUUUGCUGUGAUCAGAUUUUCCCAGCAUCACAUUUUAAUUUAAAGGCAGAACUAAACAGUGAAUAUAUGAGGUGUGUGUGUGUGUGUGUGUGUGUGUGUGUGUGUGUGUGUGAGAGAGAGAGAGAGAGAGAGAGAGAGAGAGAGAGAGAGAGAGAACACAUGCUAAGUCUACCUGGGACAUGGGAAAAUAAAGAAGCAAUCAGAAAUUGACGCCCUAGUCUAACUUCACUCAAGGAUAAGUUCUAGGAAGAAAAUGUUUAAUAAAUUGAUAUUUUUUCUCAAAGAAAUGGGUUUUAAACAUUGGUAUAUAUCUAGAUCCCUUAUUGAGCCUUUAAAAUUAUAGGUGCCUGGGUACCAUGCUUAGAUAUUUUCAUUUAAUUCUGUAGAUGUAGGCUGUGGCCCAAACAUCUACAUUUUUAACAUGUUCAAGUGAUUCUGAUAACAUAGCCUGGGUUGAGAAUGACCGUUAUGUGAUUGGCAAUAGAGAAACAUUUAUUCUCUUAAUUAAAUUUUUUUAAGAGCCACGAGGUCAGGGAUUUUUAUAAAUAAGUAGCCAAGUGUUCUUUGUAUAAGAGGCACCCUUCCCAUUGUGCCAAAUUAGUUUUUUAAUUUCUUUUGAAAUACAUGAUUGUUUAUUUUGUACUUCUACAUUGCUUUCCUUGGAAGGCACCUGAAGCACUGUAUUAGCACGAGACCUUGCAGCCCUUCCAUGCAGUAGGUAAAUAGAACUUUCCUGUGUAUAAUAGAAACUUCAAAAGGAGUUUAUCCUGUUCAAUAAUGCAAUAAUGGGGCUUUGGGACACCUCAGACCUCUGCUCCAUGUGUUCAGACUUCUGGAAACUUCUGUACCUCAUCACUGGGCACUGAGAAUAUUAGUAAAUAAAAUAAAUGAAAUUUAAAAGAAAAAAUGUGUUUUUGUGUUGAAAGUUCCUUUUCUGCCAAUAUUGUGUUUGAGAAAAUCCAAUGACCUGAAAAACUGAUUUUCAUGACCUUUCCACAUUAUCAAUGCUGAUAAUUGCCCAUAUAUCUACUAAUGUCAUUCAGUGUGUCCACUGUUUGGGGAAUGAAUUUUAAGCUACAAUAAAGUAUUUUUGUUUGUUUUGCA